Messenger RNA from Alternaria atra, 786 nucleotides. RefSeq lists its product as uncharacterized. Lineage: Eukaryota; Fungi; Ascomycota; Dothideomycetes; Pleosporales; Pleosporaceae. The transcript has 2 exons. Gene Ontology annotation, cellular component: intracellular anatomical structure. The record is from RefSeq and is a predicted model, not a curated record. Gene Ontology annotation, molecular function: oxidoreductase activity, acting on NAD(P)H, oxygen as acceptor. Bases 1 to 786 code for a protein of 261 amino acids.
AUGUCUGUCUUCCGCCCCUCAGCCCACGCCCUCAUAACAGGCGGCGCGUCCGGCGUCGGCUACGCCGUCGCCCAACUCUGUCUGAAGCACUCAAUGCGUGUCUCCAUUGUGGACUUCAACCAGUCUUCGUUGGAAAUGGCGCGCAAGAACCUUUCUGGUAACGUAACAUGUAUCCAAGCAGACGUUUCCUCCCGCAAGGACUGGACCUCGAUCCGCGAACAAGUCGGCAAAGAUGUAGACUUCCUUAUGCUGAACGCUGGCAUUAGUGGAAAAGGAACAUGGGGUGACGAGGAUUACUUCGACAAAAUUCUAGCUACGAAUCUGGGUGGUGUAAUUAAUGGGUUGAAUGCAUAUGUUCCUUCCUUCAAAGAAAGAGGCGGGAAAGAGCCAUCGGCGAUUGUGAUAACAGGGAGUAAACAGGGUAUCACAAACCCACCUGGCAACCCCGCGUAUAACGCUAGUAAGGCAGCUGUGAAGACACUCGCUGAGCAUCUGAGCUAUGAUCUCAAGGAUACUAGUAUUGGGGGUGGAAACGCGCCCGGCUCAGUCAAACCCAAGCCAGAAGGUGCAUGGUCAGCCGACCAAGUCGCAGACUACAUGUACGCGAAGAUGCAGGACAAAAAGUUCUACAUCAUGUGCCCAGACGAUCAAGUCACGGAGGAAACUGACAAGAAGCGGAUGUUGUGGAGUGUGGGGGACAUUGUCAAUGAAAGACCGCCAUUGACGAGGUGGAGGGACGAGUACAAGGAGGAGGCUGAGAAGUGGAUGAAGGAGCAAAAGGUCUAG